AUGGAGUUUUUGGGUAGAAGGACAUUUCUUGCAUUCACACAGGUGCGUACACUCAAGACGGUGAGAAAGCCCAAGCGGAUUGAGGUCCAGCUUCUCAAGGACUUCAAGAACAUCGGCAAGCGCGGUGAGGUUCUUUCGGUGAUGCCUUGUUUGAUGACGAACAAACUCUACAAGAACAACGGAGCUGCCUAUAUCUUAAAGGGGCAGAAGCCACCUAUUCCUGUGUACACUAAGGUGGAGAAAACGGCGACCGUGAAGGCUGUUAAGCCCAAGAUCAAGGUUCUCCAGGAACCUGCUAAACAGGCUCCAAAGGUCAAGAAGUUCUCUCUGGAGGAGCUCACCGGUAUCUCGACGGAGUUUGAUUACUCCUCAAAGACUGAGCAAUCGACUGAGUCGCUGGUUGAUCAAAUACGAGAGCUUCCCUCGACGCUGUUUUUUAAGGUGUCCAAAGCGGAGGAAGCUUUCUCACUGGAACAGAUCUCCGAAAAGAUUUACCAGUUCAUGGGACACAAGAUACCCGUUGAUGCGAUGACUUUGAGUAAAGUGCUCGAAAAUGAGAAACUGGAGAAGGUGGACCAGAUCGCGUCCUUGGGUCGUUACAGCCUCACUGUGAAGAUUGGCAGCAGCAAGCCAAUUACCCGUGUGAUCAGCGUUUCAAAAGAACUGGAGACAAGUUAG
Messenger RNA from Kuraishia capsulata CBS 1993, 678 nucleotides. RefSeq lists its product as uncharacterized. The transcript has a single exon. Gene Ontology annotation, biological process: translation. NCBI's taxonomy places the organism in Eukaryota, Fungi, Ascomycota, Pichiomycetes, Pichiales, Pichiaceae. The record is from RefSeq and is a predicted model, not a curated record. Bases 1 to 678 code for a protein of 225 amino acids. Gene Ontology annotation, cellular component: ribosome; mitochondrion. Gene Ontology annotation, molecular function: structural constituent of ribosome.